This is a messenger RNA of Drosophila navojoa, 552 nucleotides long. RefSeq lists its product as uncharacterized. Lineage: Eukaryota; Metazoa; Arthropoda; Insecta; Diptera; Drosophilidae. The record is from RefSeq and is a predicted model, not a curated record.
CUGUCAGCUCUAGCUCAAAGCCUGUUCGAAACUCUUGGCUGUAGCACAGCAUUUAGUUCGUAAGAAUCAAAUUUUUCGUUUUAUGGUUAUUUAUCUCUCGUAUGCCCUGGGAUAUGCCGGUGCAGCUGCUUUUUGAUGACUUCAGCCGAUGGCAGUACAGACAGAACUCCGAUCUGAUGCCUGUUAACAAAAUGGAGCAGAAGAUCUAUUUGCCAUUUGAUAUGUUCUACAAGGACUUUGUCACAUGGCUGGCCAACGAGAAACUCGCCUUUCUGGCCCAUCAAUUCUGGGAGAAACUGUCGCCGGCCCAAAUGCACAGCUAUGACAUGAAGGCCAAGGCAAUGCAUGAAGCUGCCAAAGCAAAGAAAACAAAGCCAGCCAAAUUCGUUAAGAAGCCCCCCAUCAAGGCGCCCACAAAAAAGCGCGGCCUGCAAGGCAAGAGCUCAAAGCGCUCCAGCCAAGCUGAACCCAAAAAGGUUCUAAAAAAGAGUAUUACGACGGCGAAAUUAAAGAAAACUCGCUGAGGAAAGUUUUGCUAUCUGUCCCUGUGGC